GCUCUCUCUCUUUUUUUUUUUUUAUGUUGAGAUUUUUUUCCCCCUCCCUCCUUCCUCCGCAAAGGUUUCUCUCUCUCUCUCUCUCUCUCACUCACUCACUCUCUUUUAAAGUCAGUUACAUUUGCCUCGGUUUCCUCUCCCAUCUCUCAGCCUUCGCCCCCUCCUCCUGCCAGCGCUCCCGUCUUUAUGUCGGGCUUCCCGGAGACCUUUUGAGGUCUCGCCGCUCCUUUUGUUUCUCCGGCUGAUUUUUAAAUGUAUAACUUGAUGGGUCUCAACAAUACCGGCGGACCUAACCAGCCUAAUGUCUCCUGUACUUGUAACUGCAAACGGUCUUUGUUUCAGAGUAUGGAGAUCACGGAAUUAGAGUUUGUACAGAUAAUCAUAAUUGUGGUGGUCAUGAUGGUUAUGGUGGUUGUCAUCACGUGCCUGCUGAAUCACUACAAACUUUCUGCAAGGUCCUUCAUCAAUCGGCCCAGCCAAGGACGGAGAAGAGAAGAAAACCUGUCAUCGGAUGGCAGCUUAUGGCCUUCGGAAAGCACAGUGUCAGGAAAUGGUGUAACAGAGCAGCAAGUCUAUACACCUAGGCCUACCGACAGACUAGCCGUCCCAUCCUUUUUGCAGAGAGACCGCUUCAACAGAUUCCAGCCAACCUACCCUUACAUGCAGCACGAAAUUGACCUGCCCCCUACCAUCUCCCUCUCGGAUGGAGAAGAGCCGCCUCCUUAUCAGGGGCCCUGCACCCUGCAGCUCCGAGACCCCGAGCAGCAGAUGGAACUCAACAGGGAGUCGGUCCGAGCUCCUCCCAACAGAACCAUCUUUGACAGUGACCUGAUAGAUAAUUCAGUCUAUGGUGGGCCCUGCCCUCCGAGCAGCAACUCGGGCAUCAGUGCGACCUGCUACGGAAGCAACAGCCGAAUGGAAGGGCCUCCUCCCACGUACAAUGAGGUCAUUGGCCAUUUCCCGGGAUCUACGUUUUACCAGCACCAGCAGAACAACAGUGGGGUGCCUUCGUUCCCUUCGCCUUCGCCCAUCAGCAAUCUUGAGAGCACAACGAUGUGGAACAAAGAGAAAGACAAACAGAAAGGGCACCCUUUUUAAAAGAAAAAGAAAAAAAAAGAAAGGAAACACUCUGCACUUCUUGAUAAAUAGGAGGGGGGUAGUAUAUGGAGACGGGGACGGGGGGGCAGAACCAAACACCCUUCUCCACCUCUGUGUAGUAUAAAUAUUUACAUGUUAUGUUUGGUCUGAAUGCACAAGCCAACAAAACUUGCAAAAACAUUUCUUUGUUGAGCUCUGUUAGGAAGAUUUUGAUUUUUUUUUCCUUUCUAAAUAAAUCUACAGCAGUCCUUUCCCGCCCCCGCCCCCUCCUCCUCCAUUUUCCCCUUUCCCCAGUUUUGUAUCUCGUUGAAUCGCGCGUGUGGAUGCUACAACUUCUUUGUUUUGUUUUGUUUUAUUUCACUUAACUUUAAAGAUUGAAAAAAAAAUAUUUGCACAAAAACAUUUGUUUAAAAAUCUGCAAUAUAUAUAUAAAUAUAUAUAUUAAAAAAAAGUAAGAGAAACUGUAUGUGUGUGGGGGUGGGAAGCAGGAGUAUUUUUAUAUUAGAAGAGGCCUAUUGAAGGGGAAAAAACGAUGUGUUGUGGUUUUUUUUUCUGAACUUAGAAUAUAAAACAUGGCAACUUUUGAGAGCCGACUCAAGAAAGCAUGUAUGACGUUGUAAAAAAAAAGUGAGAAAGAGAAAAACAAUAGGAAAAAAAGAAAAAAAAACAAAAGCAGGGGUUUAGAAUUAUUUAUAUAAAUGUUGAAAUUUUGCACUAUUUUUUAAUAUAAAUGUGUCAGUGCUUGUGUUGGUUAGAAAUCUCUUAUCCUGUCUACCAUAAAUCUGUUGAGGAAAGUACGUUGAGGUCUGAACAGAGUCCUGGGGUGGGUGGGCGGGAGGAGAAAGACUGCAUAUUGUGCAAAAUUUUCUUUUUUUAAUUCUUCAGAGUCACAUGACCCUCUCUUAGACCUCUGGUAGUUCCUUGAGACCUAUCGACAAGUACAGACGGAUGCCUAAUAAAAGAGACCAGAACCCAUCAUCUACAUGUAUUUCAUUAACUGUGAAGGGGCCGAGCAUGUAUAAAAAUGGCCCCUUUAAAAGAAUUGAACAAGGUAAUUGUGCCCAUGCCCCACAGUUUCCCCCUCUGUGUGCUUCAAAAGGGGAAGAGGCCAUUUCUACACCUGUGAGUACAUGUUUCUCCAUUGAUCUGAUGCCUAUGUAUUUUCUUUAUACUGUUUUUUUUUUUUUUUUUUUUUGCACUUGGGUGUUCAUUCCCAGGCUUGUCAAGCAGCAUAAUGCUUACAUAAUCCUACAUUCCCUAUGAAAUCUUUUUUUUUUUUUAAGGGAACAUUAAACAUGUGAAAUUGAUUUAUGGCUAUUGGAAAGCAUGAAAAAAAUAAUAAUUCAAAAAUGAAGAGCUUAAUUGUGCAAAACGUUAGCACCGUGUGUUGGGCCCAAUUGGAAGGGUCUGUUCAUCCUGAACUUGUGUGCAGUUGAGAAACACUGAGUUAGAACAAUGCCUAAGCAAGACUUUUCCCUCUUGAUAUUUCUACCACUUGUUCUCCUUCCAUCAAAGUAGAAUUUGUCUCAGAGUUGAAGCUAAAAGCGACUGCUUGCUUAGAUAAACUACUUUUCUGCUCCAGAGCUUUGAAGCACCUAGGUGUUUUUAUAUUUUGCAAAAUCCAGCCCUCCAAAAAGCAGACUGGAAUUGUCUGUCCUAUUUUUAUUGUCUUGUUAAUUUCAGGAAGGCCAUAAAAGCAUACACGGUCAUUAAAUUAUUUUCUUUUUUAAUGACCGGGUGAUGGCUUCUAAUUGUCAUCAUUUUUUUUU
Messenger RNA from Pantherophis guttatus, 2867 nucleotides. RefSeq names its product prostate transmembrane protein, androgen induced 1 (gene PMEPA1). Lineage: Eukaryota; Metazoa; Chordata; Lepidosauria; Squamata; Colubridae. Gene Ontology annotation, biological process: negative regulation of transforming growth factor beta receptor signaling pathway. Gene Ontology annotation, molecular function: R-SMAD binding. The record is from RefSeq and is a predicted model, not a curated record. Gene Ontology annotation, cellular component: Golgi membrane; early endosome membrane.